This is a messenger RNA of Alnus glutinosa, 676 nucleotides long. Its product is annotated as 18.1 kDa class I heat shock protein-like. The transcript has a single exon. The coding region runs from base 90 to 539 and encodes 149 amino acids. The record is from RefSeq and is a predicted model, not a curated record. Gene Ontology annotation, biological process: protein complex oligomerization; response to salt stress; protein folding. NCBI's taxonomy places the organism in Eukaryota, Viridiplantae, Streptophyta, Magnoliopsida, Fagales, Betulaceae.
GCAACAUCAACAACCACCUGAUCAUCACCAGGAAACAAGACAGAAAACCGUAAAGCUCUCUCUCAACACAUAACAAGCGAAGUACUAAGAUGUCCCUAUUUCAAUCCCUCUUAGAUCCUUUCCAAGGCUUUUUCAAUAACUCGGAUAUCCUCAUGGACUGGAAGGAAACCCGUCACGCCAACAUCUUUGAAAUUGAUCUUCCGGGUCUUACAAAAGAGGACGUGAAGCUUCAAGUGCAUGAAAACAGAGUGCUUCAUAUAAGCGGGGAGAGGAAAGACGUGGCAGACGACGACAAGGCCGAAAAGUGGCACUGCAAGGAGAGAAGCAGUGGCAGCUUUUCGAGGCAGUUCCGUUUGCCAGAGAAUGCAAAGGUUGAUGAAAUUAAGGCUUCAAUGCGUGAUGGGGUACUUACUGUAACUGUCCCUAAAGAUGAGACCAAGAAGAAGCAUAAACAGCAUAAGGCGGUUGACAUUUCUGGAGAUGAAGGACGUGGGGAUCCUCCUAAAGGACUUGGUCGUUUUGUUUGCUGCAAAGCUUAAAAAACCUUGAUCCGGUACUUUUAUCUGUUGCCUUUGUGGAUUGGUUGAUGUAAUUUUCUUUCUGAUUAUCUUGCUUCGCUGUAAAUAUGGAUGCUUGCUUCUUCUUUUUCUUAUUUUAUAUUGUGAUUGUUUAUGUU